GUUUAAACCUCACCCACAAUCUUAUCAAUUCUUGUGCUAUUAGCGCUGCAGAGAGGAAACGCCUGGCCCACGUCUGUAGUGCGUUGGGCUUUGUUAGAGGAAGGGGCACAAGAAAUGGACUGAAAUCCGCUGGUUGGUCUGAAAUAAUUCAGUAUUGCCUUGUUCAUUUGGCUUGCAGAGUGCUGAGGAGGACUGUGUUCGUCUUCUGAUUUAGAGAAGAGCCUUGUUUGAACUUGGCUGGCCGCUCAAAGUAACCCUCAAUUCUUGGACUGAACUAUAUACUACUUCUCUCUGACCCUCCUUUGGCCAUCAGUACCCAUGUACAGCAGCGGCUACUCCGAGGUCUCUAAGGACAGCCCAGUGGCCCGAAAGAAGAUGCAGUACCGCUCAAAGGGCAAGAGCUGCGGCUACUACAUGCGCAUUGUCUUCUUCUUCUCUUCGCUUAUUCAGUCUCUUAUCAUAGUUAGCCUGGUGCUCUUUCUGAUUUACGGUAAGAAGCAGGACUCAGCGUCCACGUCACGCAUCCAGGACCUGGAGGAUAGCUUCAGCCGACUCUCCAUAGAGAAUGUCGCCCUGAGGCAGCAGAGGAAGAACCUGACCAACUUACUCAACACCACCCUGACUAACAAGGCCCGUAACGACUGGGACCUGGCAGAGUUGCGCCACUUUGCAAACAUCUCAGCGAUCCUUAUCAAAGAUAUCGACAGGAGGCUGCAACAGUGCACUGGCGAGUUUAUGAUGUGCAAGACCACACCACGUUUACCUAGCCAUUGCCAAACACCAUCAACACAUUCAGAUAGAUGUAACUGUGGGCUGCUGGUUGAACAGCUGAAAGCCAGGCUUGAGUUUGUGGAGUCCAACUUCACGCAAACAACACAGAGGAUGAGGAUGGAAAUGGACCAGAUUACCAAAGAAAGGGACAACGUUAACUUGGAGGCCAUCCGUCUGAGGAGGGACAAAUCCACACAUGAAAAGGAGGUGGAGUUCUAUAGACAAAAAUGCAAAGAUGACUUUUCCCAGUCCUUGAGUGGAGUCUCCAAUGUCACUAAGGCUUUCCUACAGAAGGUCGAUUCCCUUUUCCCUGCACACAUCGCCUUCCAGCUCACCUGUGCGAAACAGAGGGAACACCUGGAGCAGAUCCGCACCAAUUGCACCAGCCUGUCCAGAGAAGUGGAGGACAGGUUCCAGCGUUACCUGAACAGUGUAGGAGAACAGGUGUCAAGCAUCCAGGGUGAGAACAGCCGCUUGAAGGCAGAGAACUGGCGAUUGUCUGAGGACUACCGCUGGUGCAGCCAGAACCGCACGGGCCUGAUCCAGCAGCACAGACAGAACUUGGACAAGCUUCAACAGAAACAUGAUGAGGACAAGGAGAGACUCCUGAUGGACAAGAUGAGGCUAAAUGGAGAGAUAGAAGUCCUGAUCAACAGUGUCAAAUAUAAAAGUAAAGAGGUCGAGCACCUUACAGAGAAAAUCAAGUAUCUCAACAUGUCCUGCAUUUCUAAGCCUGGAUUUGGUGGAUUUUCAGGGGGCUCAAACUCUUGGACAGGCACACAGAGUCAACCUGGCUUCAGCGGGUCAGCAUUCAAUAAGCCAGGGUCAACUGGGGCGGGUUCUUCAAGCUCAUCCCUCUUCUCGACUGGGUUGGGUAGCUCCACCGGGUCAGCAUUCAAUAAGCCAGGGUCAACUGGGGCGGGUUCUUCAAGCUCAUCCCUCUUCUCGACUGGGUUGGGUAGCUCCACCGGGUCAGCAUUCAAUAAGCCAGGGUCAACUGGGGCGGGUUCUUCAAGCUCAUCCCUCUUCUCGACUGGGUUGGGUAGCUCCACCGGGUCAGCAUUCAAUAAGCCAGGAUCAACUGGGGCGGGUUCUUCAAGCUCAUCCUCUUCUCGACUGGGUCGGGUAGCUCCACCGGUCAGCAUUCUCCACCGGUCAGCAUUCAAUAAGCCAGGAUCAACUGGGGCGGGCUCUUCAAGCUCAUCCCUCUUCUCGACUGGGUCGGGUAGCCCCGCCGGGUCAGCAUUCAAUAAGCCAGGAUCAACUGGGGCGGGUUCUUCAAGCUCAUCCCUCUUCUCGACUGGGUCGGGUAGCUCCACCGGGUCAGCAUUCAAUAAGCCAGGAUCAACUGGGGCGGGCUCUUCAAGCUCAUCCCUCUUCUCGACUGGGUCGGGUAGCUCCGGGUCAGCAUUCAAUAAACCAGCCUUCCCAAGCUUUGGAUCAACAGGGUCAAAUCCAAACCUUGGCUCAAGUGGGAUAGGCGCAAAUAAGCCAGCACUGAAUGGGAAAGGCUCAUCAGCCAGUGGGUCAUCCUCUGGGCCAACUGGAUCGACGAAUAAGAGUGGGUCAAGCAGCUCCCCAUUUUCUUGGUUUAACUCAGGUCUAAGUAAGACAGGAAGUGGAACAGGGAAAGGAACAUCAAGUGGGACUAGUAAUGGUGGAACUGGAUCUUCAUUUGGUGCAGGAAAGACGAGUGGAUUCGGAGGUGGCCCAGUCAGCGUUACUCAGCACCUUCAAGAUCUGCAGCGCAUCAUCAACCCCCCUGGCCCAGAGGAGAAACAAGAUCUCGCCAGAAUGUUGGGUUAGACCAUCUUGACUUAAGAGAUUUAUCUAGAUGCAUCUAUUACCCACAGCUAAAUGCAAGCUUCUCAUAUUGAGUUCAUAUAUUAUUUAUCAAUAUAUUAUACACUGUUUGUGACAGUUUAUAAUUCAAUAUGCAUUUAGAAAAGUAAUUUGAAUAACGUUUGCACUUUUUUAUGUACAAUGUGAAGUUUGUGUGUUAAUGAUUUGUAUCUACUCAGUAUGCAGCUUAGCAUGAAUAAGCAAAUGUAGUAUUUUUACACUGUAAACACAGAAAAAUAAAAGCUUUGUUUAAACAUAA
This is a messenger RNA of Siniperca chuatsi (mandarin fish), 2872 nucleotides long. RefSeq names its product plasmalemma vesicle associated protein a (gene plvapa). Bases 319 to 2577 code for a protein of 752 amino acids. Lineage: Eukaryota; Metazoa; Chordata; Actinopteri; Centrarchiformes; Sinipercidae. The transcript has 7 exons. Gene Ontology annotation, biological process: regulation of vascular permeability; positive regulation of cellular extravasation. Gene Ontology annotation, cellular component: caveola. The record is from RefSeq and is a predicted model, not a curated record.